Ooceraea biroi (clonal raider ant) is the source of this 3089-nucleotide messenger RNA. Its product is annotated as ATPase family AAA domain-containing protein 1-B. Gene Ontology annotation, cellular component: mitochondrial outer membrane. The record is from RefSeq and is a predicted model, not a curated record. Lineage: Eukaryota; Metazoa; Arthropoda; Insecta; Hymenoptera; Formicidae. Gene Ontology annotation, molecular function: ATP hydrolysis activity; ATP binding. Gene Ontology annotation, biological process: extraction of mislocalized protein from mitochondrial outer membrane.
AGCGUUCAGUUUUCAGUGAGCGCUCAGCGAGCGGUCGUGUUGUUAGUUGUAUGCAUAUCGUACGUCAUAUAAAUAUGAGAAUUGCAGUGAUUUCUGAUUUUUUGCUAUUAACGUGACGGCAAUUGAUUGCUAAAAGAACAUUACCAUUCAGUGACAAACGCGCAUGGUGAAUUGGUGAAGAAUUUUUCUGCGUGAUUUUUUUUGUUCACCGUUUGAUCCCCGGAGAGGUUAUGUGAUCGAUUCUCGUGGAGGUCAGUCAUCAACGGUUAGCAGCUGUGCAGUGCAGCAGGACUCGGCGUGUUACAAUUAACCAAAGAAUCGAUAACGAUUGCAGUGCAAAUACUGCUGUUCUACUUCUAACCGAAAUAUCCCCGAACGAUGAACAUGGCAGCAAGUGCUGGGCUUACGCGUCAGGAGAUUCUACUGUUGAUGGCGAGGCUGACGUGUGUCGCAGCAAUCGGCUUCUUCAGCAUGCGCUGGAUCAUGAAUCAGCUCGAUCCUACUAGAAGCACCAAGCAAAGAGCUAAAAAGAAGGCUCGCGAGCAGUUACGUAAAUUGGCAGAGCACGAUAGAUAUGGACGAUCGUUUGACAUGGACCAGUUGACGGAUUACGAGAUGAUAAUUGCGAAUCAUCUCGUGGAUCCGAACGACAUUAAAGUGUCGUGGAACAACAUUGCUGGCCUGGAUAGCGUUAUUCAGGAACUGAAGGAGACGGUUAUACUGCCUAUACAGAGGAAAGAGUUGUUCGAGGACUCGCAGCUGACUCAAGCACCCAAGGGAGUAUUGUUGUACGGUCCGCCAGGUUGCGGCAAGACGAUGAUCGCGAAGGCCACUGCGCGAGAGGCGAAGACGCGCUUCAUAAAUCUAGAUGUAAGCAUCCUAACUGAUAAGUGGUACGGGGAAAGCCAGAAGCUGGCCGCCGCCGUUUUCUCGUUAGCGGUCAAACUGCAGCCCUGCAUCAUCUUCAUUGACGAAAUAGAUUCGUUUCUGAGAUCGCGCAAUUCGCAAGAUCACGAGGCCACGGCGAUGAUGAAGGCCCAAUUUAUGUCUUUGUGGGACGGUUUAAUAACCGAUCCUGAUUGUACUGUGAUUCUAAUGGGCGCCACCAAUAGACCUCAGGAUUUAGAUAAGGCGAUCCUGCGACGUAUGCCAGCGACUUUCCACGUUGGUUUGCCGAAUGAGCAGCAGCGGUCGAAGGUUCUGCAGCUUAUUCUGAAAAAUGAGCCGAUCGCGGAGAAUAUCGAAAUUUCAACGCUGGCAAAGCACACGGAGGGCUUUUCCGGGUCGGAUUUGCAGGAACUUUGUAGGAACGCGUCGAUCUAUCGUAUCAGAGACUAUCUAUGUUCUCACGAUGCAGUCAACUACGAAAGCACCAAAACCGACGAAGAGUAUGAUGAAGAGUUCCACGAUACCGUGCGGCCGAUUACAAUGGAAGAUCUACUCAAGUCUUUUAGGAAAAUGAGAACGUCGAAACUGCACACGGGCACCCUCGGUGCGAGACAACUGGAAUUAGAUUAGGGGAGCAAUUUAAAUCUCUAUUAGCCGCGUUGUUUAAGACUGUACUCUUGACAGUUUUCCGCAUGUUGAAUAGACAUUACGACAAAUCGAUGACGAUGGGGGUCGUUCCUCUCUAUCGGAAAGUCGUAAUCGAGUGUCGAUUGAGAUUUUUAUCGAGAUACUGAAUAUAGCGCAAAUAAAAAUUAGCAGGUGCGGUGGUUCAUAAAUCUGUAUAGCAAACAAAGGACGUUGUAGAAACUUUUAUAACAAAAUUAAACGUCGCAUUAUGAUGUCAAGUAUGCGACUUGAAUGAAUAACAAGCCUGUCGUUUAACCUAAUUAUCUCUAAAUUCUAAUUUGCGUAUGUAGUAGUGAAUGCCACUUUCUUACGAUCCGUCGAAAGUCCUUAUUUCGUCGUAUAGUUAUAUGACGUAUUUACAUCCAAAGAUUACUCUUCAGUCAGUCACAAUAUUCAAAUCCAAAGUGAUUAAAAGAUUUGAAUACAGUUUUGCGUAGAAUUGAAACUGGUAGACGUAUUAAAAAAAUUAGCUAGGAAUCUGAUUAAGCUAUAAUGAUGUUGAAUUGCAAAAAAAGAAUAUUUUCGACUAUGAUUCGUGAAUUAAUAAUUAGGUUGAUGAUGAUGAAACUGAGAAAGGAUAACUUUUGAUCCGGAUUUGUUACGUUUAAUUAUAAAAUGCGACGCGAAGUGAUAUACAUAUCUUUUUAUUUGUCCCCGUCUUUCUCUCUCUCUUUCUCUCUCUCUUCUGAUACAAAUUGGGAAAGAAGAGGAUUAUAUCUUAUCUCACAAUUACGUGUAUUUAUAAGUAAUAUGCUUUUUUAUAUUAUUUUAGGUUUUUUAUAUGCCACACACGCGAACAUGCAUUUCUAUGCGCUCUGCCAUAAAAAUAAUGUAUUCUUAAAUUGCAUUACUUUAAUCCUUAAAUAGCUGGAACUGCAAAAUACAAUGUGAAAGAGGUAAUAGGAAUUUUUUCAAAAUGUGAUAUGAUAUUUGUUUUAUUUUUUAUAUUAUUUAUGUUUAGUGUUCAUUUGAGUAUGUAAGUUAAAGAAUAUUGUGACCAAUAAGGAUUAUAUUUUAUGUUUAGAGAAACAAAGAGAAGAUAUAUUGAAACGCGAUAUAAAUAUAUAAUAUAUAUUAUCUUUAUAAAUUAUACAUAUUGAAAGAAAUACCAAAAAGUUUUAUAUCGUUGCAGUAUUAUAUCCCAUUGUAUUACAGUUUCAGUUUUGCAACAGUCCUAAUCAUUCGUCAGUGUAAUAUAAAUACAUGUAUAAUUGUGUUUUUAUUCUUCCAGUUUCAUAAAACUAAAUAAAAUUGAUUAUUAUGCUUUUACGAACAAGUACAAAAUUAACAUUCGCUGUUUGUAUAUUUUAUGUCGUGUACAUAUAUGUAAAGGUAUAUAUAUAUAGUAUAUAUAGAUAUAUCAUGUGUAAUAUAAAACUAAGUUAGAAAAAUAUCUUUUUCCGGUCUUAAUUUCCUCAAUCAGCAAUUCUACCAUUGUUACAUAAAUAUGGAAAUUAUUUAGUCCUGUAAAGAUUUUAACAAUGUGUAACAAAUAUAAGGAAUAUACAUAUGAA